Saccostrea cuccullata (small rock oyster) is the source of this 882-nucleotide messenger RNA. Its product is annotated as fibroleukin-like. The annotation marks the transcript as partial. NCBI's taxonomy places the organism in Eukaryota, Metazoa, Mollusca, Bivalvia, Ostreida, Ostreidae. The record is from RefSeq and is a predicted model, not a curated record. The transcript has 6 exons.
AUGUGUCAAAGGGAGUGUGUGUUUUUUGGUUUUAAUCCUAAAAUGAAGAAAUGCCGUACCCACAAGAAAAGUCUAACGUCUGGUAUGUCUGAGGAGGCUGGCUGGAGAUACUACUCAGAUAACGAUUUUUCUAGCAUGCCCAAAGAUUGCAAAGGUCUUCGAGAAAAUGGACACAGCAACACAGGGGUGUAUGAUAUAUACCCCUACAGAACAUUAACCAUUCCAAUAAGUGUCUACUGCGACAUGACCACGAUGGACGGUGGAUGGACGGCAAUUCAGAAACGCGUAGACGGAUCCGUAACCUUUGACAGGAACUGGACGGAUUAUAAGAAUGGCUUUGGUUCACCAGAACAGGAUGUCUGGAUUGGAAAUGACGUAAUCCAUAAAUUAACAAAAGAAAACCCAUCAUCCCUGUAUGUGUCCAUCACUCUCCAGAACGGUACAACGCUUUAUGAAAUGUACGACCGAUUCUCUGUCUCCAACGAAGCAGGAAAAUAUCAACUCUUUCUUGCAGGACCUGCCACGGGGACCCUAGGUAAGUGUAUUCAUGUUAUAUCACAGUAUGUUGGACACCCCUUCUUGGGGAGAUCUAUAUUUGUCUGGGAUGUAUACUUCAGCACACCAGACAGAGAUUUAACGAAUGGACAAAGUGGUUUUAACUGUGCUGAUAACGGUGACAUUAGAGGGGGCUGGUGGUUUAACGGAUGUCACAAAGCCUUCCUUAACGGACAAUGGUCCCCGGAGUCUGGUCUUGUCCAUGGUAAUCCCACAGACGACCAUGUGAGCCCCCUGCUGGUGACAGAAUUCACUGGAAUUCAACAUGGACGUCGGUUCCUUGUGGAAAGAGAAACACCAACCACUCACAUUGACAAAUCCUGGGGA